Messenger RNA from Ambispora leptoticha, 1341 nucleotides. The record is from the annotation of a GenBank genome assembly. NCBI's taxonomy places the organism in Eukaryota, Fungi, Glomeromycota, Glomeromycetes, Archaeosporales, Ambisporaceae.
AUGACCCAAAAAAGGUUCAACAAUCUUGCGGUCACCAGUUCUUCUAUCACACUACCACCGGUCUAUAUUCAAAAUCUUGAAAGAUGCGUCGAAAAACUACAAAAUAGCUCGCUUUUACUUCAGGCUUCGAUAAAGAGGCUCGAAACUAGUACACAUGAUUUUUCUCGAUUAAAUAAAGUGCUGGGCUACAAGAGGCGUACUAGUAGUAUCAAGAUGAUCUUAUUAUCUAUACGAACUAUACAGAAAUAUGAACUUGUCACUGAAAGCGAUGUCAAUGAUGCGCAAAAAAAUCUGGCAAAAGAACUUACUCCUAAAAUCCAGUCGUUGACCGAACAGGCCGAAAGAGAACUAACGAUACUGGAACAAAGGGAACACGAACUUCAAGAAGAGAUAGACAAACAAGAGAUUGAACUAGAUUCAUUACAACUUGCCAAUACUCUAAACAAGACAAAUCAAAUCAAGAAGGACACAGAUCAGAGUAAUAGCAAUAAUAAUAGCGCAAAACUUUCUUUGUCACGACAAAAAAAGCAACAGCAAAAUUUAAAAUUGUUAAAGGCUCAACGAAUCGAUUUGUCCAAAAAAUUGGAAUAUUUGACAGAACAAAUACAGAAAACGGAAUCAGAGCUUCGAGAUUACAAAAGGCGGAAUUGUGGCGAGCAAAAAUUACCGUCGCCAUUAAUAACUCAACAAGUCUUUGACACAAGGUCCUCAACCAACAACAUUAUUCUCUCUGAGGUAGAAGCCCUACAUAAUCAAAUCGAAGAAAUCGACACCCAAAUUAACGAGAGACAGCAAUUAUUAUCGCAACAUAAAGAAACUCGGAAUUCAUUGGAUUCUCUCAAAAAAAAUGAACAGCAACAAGAUGAUGAUAUCUGGGCAUCUUACGAAAAGCAACUAAAUUUUUUCAAGGACGCACAAAAGAGAAGCAAGAUUAUAUUCACAGGCCACCAUGAUGAUAUAUGUGAAUUUGAAGCGAUUUAUAGUUCAUAUCUUGAAAAUAUAGAUGUUGAUUUAUCCGAGAUGACAAAAAGCAUACCAAAGCUAGAAGAAAAACGUGACUUGGGUAUUGAAUACAUGAAGGGUAUCGCCGAUUUCUUGUACCCCAAUAAUCUUGGGUCAACUAUAGGUCGUGUACUAGAGACUUUACUUGGUGAACGAUACAAAGAAAUAUAUCUACCUAAACUUGGUCAGGAAUUUCCAAAGGCACAAGAACGCCGACAUAGGCUUCACACUGCUAUAUCAUUCCUUAAUAAUCUCUCAAUUACAGAAACAGAGUUUGAGGAGGACGCAAAAGGCGAGGGACAACUAUUGUUGAAAAUAAAGUUGGAAGAAGAUAGUUAA